Molecule: messenger RNA, 558 nt
Organism: Penicillium samsonianum
Lineage: Eukaryota; Fungi; Ascomycota; Eurotiomycetes; Eurotiales; Aspergillaceae
Product: Transferase
Exons: 1
Coding region: 1-558 (185 amino acids)
Source: RefSeq, a predicted model, not a curated record
AUGAUAGUGACUGUCGAGUGUAGUAUAGGUAAGUGUCUUGUCCGCAAACCUUUCGAAGGUGACCUCCUUCCUGCAUCCACCGACCAUCCCUAUGUUGGCAACGCUUUCGGCUGGGCCAAUGUACUUGUUACCGCGGGCGACAUAACUUCCAAGCCGCUUAGCUGGCUCGCACGGCAGGUCCGGCACGCCAUUAACGAACAGGGCACGCGUGCUCAACGCGAGGCGUAUUACGCCAUGGUUCGCACUUCUGGAACCGAUCUGCCUAUUAUUGUAUUUGGGGAGGGUGGCAUGGCCGAAGUCGGGUUCUCCAUUUGGUCGAAAGCUGGCUUGUUCAACUCAGACUUUUCCCCGGCUCGUCGGGGCCCAAGGGAUGACAGCCUGCCGUGCAGGCCUUCACACGUUCAAGAGAAUCAUGGCCCUGUGAAGCCUGGGGAUGGUUUCUUUAUCCUCGGGAAGGUUGGGAAGGGGAAUUACUGGACCUCCGCGUGUAAGUGGAAGGGCCGGUGGGCGAAGUUUGAGGAGCAGCUGAAAGAUUUUUACAUAUCUGGACCAGUGUAA